Messenger RNA from Alosa sapidissima (American shad), 1043 nucleotides. RefSeq names its product serine/threonine/tyrosine interacting-like 1 (gene styxl1). Gene Ontology annotation, biological process: protein dephosphorylation; positive regulation of intrinsic apoptotic signaling pathway; negative regulation of cytoplasmic stress granule assembly. Gene Ontology annotation, molecular function: protein phosphatase inhibitor activity; protein phosphatase binding; pseudophosphatase activity. Bases 69 to 956 code for a protein of 295 amino acids. The transcript has 8 exons. The record is from RefSeq and is a predicted model, not a curated record. NCBI's taxonomy places the organism in Eukaryota, Metazoa, Chordata, Actinopteri, Clupeiformes, Clupeidae. Gene Ontology annotation, cellular component: mitochondrion.
AGCGGUGGCACUUCACGUUUGAUUUAUUCUAGCCCGUAUAUGACUCUAGCAGACAAAGGCAGGAAGCCAUGCCUGCGGUAAUUCUUUGUGAGUCGUCUCAACUAUACAAUAUUCUUAAUCAACGCGUCCGUGUUUCGCGUGUUGCCGAAUGCAAUUACCUUUGUUUGAUUGAUGCACGAACUGAAGAACAGUAUAACUCGGGGCACAUCAUAACAGCUCGACAUGCUAAAUGGGAUAAUAGUGGAAAUGUUGUUUUACCCCUCAAUAUGGAGGUCGAAGGUAUAAGAUACAUUAUUGUGUAUGACGUCAACUCCAGUUCUUUGUCGGGUUCAGGUACGGCUCACAAGUGUGCUGAAACUCUGGCAAAAGUAAGCCUCUACCCAGUUCAUCUUCUCAGUGGAGGUUACAAACGGUUCUCUGCACUCUACCCUUUCUUCAGAACGCAGAAAAUUCUUUACACCAUCAAGGAACUGGAGAGCUUGUCAUCGUAUCCAGUGGAAAUUUUGCCAGGUCUGCUGUAUAUGGGUGAUUACAAGCAAGCGACUACUCCUUUCAUGAUGAAAGAUCUGAAAGUCAGCGCUUUUGUCAACGUGUCUGACCAAAGCAGUAUCAUUUUUGAAAAAGGACACCGAAGCAUUCUAGACGUGCGAGUGGCAGAUACUAUGCAGGCUAAUUUGUAUAGCUCCUUUGACAGGAUUUGCAUGUUUGUUGGCUCACGUCUGAAAGCUGGAACCACCGUCAUGAUCUUCUCCAGCCUUGGGAUCAGCCGCUGCAGCGCGGUGACCAUGGCCGUCCUCGUAGGGCACCUGAAGUACUCGCUGAAGGAUGCCUGGGCCCAUGUACUACAAUGCAAGAACAGCAUGCGGCCAAACCGUGCAUUUGUGCAACAGCUAUCCGACUGGGAACUGCAGUCACUGGGACAAAGAAUGACAGACAUUUCAGAGCCAAACUACUGAGGAAGGACGCAAAGCAAAAAUAGCACAAAUUGUACGAGCUUUUUAAAAUUAUGUUUUGCCUCAAUAAAGUAUGCUAUUGAUAGGCUA